Molecule: messenger RNA, 805 nt
Organism: Leptinotarsa decemlineata (Colorado potato beetle)
Lineage: Eukaryota; Metazoa; Arthropoda; Insecta; Coleoptera; Chrysomelidae
Gene: RpL13
Product: Ribosomal protein L13
Biological process (GO): translation
Cellular component (GO): ribosome; cytosolic large ribosomal subunit
Molecular function (GO): structural constituent of ribosome; RNA binding
Source: RefSeq, a predicted model, not a curated record
CACUGUUUCCGUCUCUUCCAUUUCGCUAUUAGCACGUGUCGGUUUAAGCGCUGUGUGUGUAGUGAUAAACCGCAAAUAUGGCUCCAAAAGGUAAUAAUAUGAUUCCUAAUGGACAUUUCCAUAAAGAUUGGCAACGUUUUGUGAAAACAUGGUUUAAUCAACCCGCCCGAAAGCAUCGUAGAAGGCAGAACCGUUUGAAAAAAGCCAAAGCCAUCGCACCCAGACCAGCUGCAGGACCCUUGAGACCUGUGGUAAGAUGCCCGUCAGUAAGAUACCAUACUAAAGUUCGUGCUGGACGUGGUUUCACCCUUCAAGAAUUGAAAGCUGCAGGUCUUAACCCACGAUUUGCCAGAACCAUUGGAAUUUCAGUAGAUGCUCGUCGAAGAAACAAGUCAAUCGAAUCUGUUCAACUGAACACUCAGCGUUUGAAAGAAUAUAAAUCCAAACUCAUUCUUUUCCCCGUUCACAAUAAGAAGAAGCUUCGUGCUGGAGAAGCUACCGAAGAGGAGCGUAAGGUUGCUACUCAGUUGAAUGGUGAGGUUUUGCCUAUUCACCAGCCAUCCAUCAAGACAAAGGCAAAGGUUCCCUCUGAAGAAGAAACCAAGUUUGAAGCAUACGUAACGUUGAGGAAAGCACGCGCGGAUCAACGCCUGGUUGGUAUUCGUGCAAAGAGAGUGAAGGACGCUGUAGAAAACCCCGAAGACAUCGCCAAAGCUGCUUCAGGCAAAGAUAAGAAGGCAAAAAAGUAAUUCAGAACUAAAGUUUUAUAUUUAACGUGAAAAAUUAAAGAAGUUUUGUUCUGAAA